This is a messenger RNA of Symbiodinium sp. CCMP2456, 303 nucleotides long. The record is from the annotation of a GenBank genome assembly. NCBI's taxonomy places the organism in Eukaryota, Dinophyceae, Suessiales, Symbiodiniaceae.
AUGGCUGCCACUCGUGCCCGCUCCGGGCUUCUGGGGUCCUUCUUGUUGGCUGCUUGCCUGAUGUCGCUGCAGGCCUUCGUGUCGGCCCCCCGUGCCGAGUCCCCAUCUCUCCGCGGCUUGGCCGCUGCCGGCAGCAUCGCCGCGGCACCGGGCGUGGCCUCUGCGGCCGAUGAGUACCUGAACUACAACAUGACAGGUGAGUUCACACCUUUCAUGGUCAUCGGCUACUUUGGCCUUACCACAUUCCUGACUGCCUUCGCAUUCGGCUCCUACCUCGUCCUGACCAAGCUGAAGAUCAUCUGA